GGAGUGUGUCGGUCCUCCUGUGGAAUGCCCCCUCCCUGGAUGUGUAGUCCGGAGUCACCUUCAUAUCCUGAUGUGUGAGAAGUGUACACAGAUCUGAUCCAACAAGGUGUCCUGCAUUUACCCCAUAUUUCACUCCAUAAGACACACUUGGGGGGGAAUGUCUGUGCGUCUUACGAGCGGCUGGCCCAGUAUUCCCACCGCCGUUGUAGGUCUGCAGUCUCUGGUCAUCUCAUGUACUGUGUCCGCAGUCUCUGGUCAUCUCCUGUACUGUGUCCGCAGUCUCUGGUCAUCUCCUGUACUAUGUCCGCAGUCUCUGGUCAUCUCCUGUACUAUGUCCCCUCAGUCCUGG
Molecule: messenger RNA, 349 nt
Organism: Staurois parvus
Lineage: Eukaryota; Metazoa; Chordata; Amphibia; Anura; Ranidae
Source: the annotation of a GenBank genome assembly